Moneuplotes crassus is the source of this 1248-nucleotide messenger RNA. The record is from the annotation of a GenBank genome assembly. Lineage: Eukaryota; Ciliophora; Spirotrichea; Euplotida; Euplotidae.
AUUAAUUUAUCUUUUGGGACAAAAAGUAUAUGUCACAAAUGCAACAGGAGAAAAAAUUUGAAAUACAUGUAAAGAAGAGGGAUAUCAAUAGGAAUAAUACUACCUCUAAUAACCAGAGUAUUAGUUCCUUGUGUCUGGGAUAUUUCCCUCCAAAUUUUAUAGGGGAUUUAAAGAAGACCCAAAUGAAGAUGGAUCCCAAGUCUACCAAGAUUUAUGCUGCAGAGGAGAUCACUAAGAAAAAGAAGACGAUUAAAUUAGGCAAUAUCUAUGAAGAAAAUGUAGGUACUCAAACCCAGCACUUUGAAGGUCAGGAAAUAGGUGGGCCUAAUAAGAACCAAGUAGUUAUGUAUUACUCAAAUAAACUCUUCUACAUAAUUCCUCUUGAGAAAAGUUAUACUUUCAAAAAGCAGCUGUCUCAUGUGGAUUCUUCAGUCCAGGAGGAGCUACUGAAUUUUAGUAAUGAUCCGGAGUAUGCUCAAACUAAGCUCAAAAGUCGCAAAGAGGUUAAUGCAGGUACAAAAGCUGUGGAACAACACAGUGAGAAAGCCAGAGCUGAUCUCGGAAUCAACUCUGAAGAUAACAGAGAAGAAAUCCUCAAAGAUGCCUUAAGGAAGCGGAAUGAGAAAAGAAAUGCAAAAAGGAAUAAAGAAGAUGCUGAUUUUGACAAUGGUGAGAUCUUUCAGGAUAAUGAAGAGGACGAUGUUGCACAGAAGGGGGUAGAAUAUAUUGAGAGUGAUGGAGAUUCUGAGAUUGAGAAUUUCGGGAAGAAAAAUAAAGAUAAUACUAAUGUUAAAGUAGCUGGAAGGACAGGCGGCUUGAACCAAUAUGGCAGGGAAAUGUUGAGCUUCAAAAAUAAAGAAUCACAAAGAGAAGAAUUCGACGAUGAUGAUAGCGACGAUGGUGAUGAUAUCAGCGAUGGCUCUGAUGAAGGUGAAGCGUCUGAAGAUGACUCAGAUGCUGACAAAAGAAAAGAUAUAUCAAACAAGGAUAACUCAACAUCUAAAGCUAGAAAACCUCCAGUUACUGAGGAAUUCAAGUAUUCAGGCGGAUUAGAUGAUGAACCUGAUUUUGAGAUUGAAAAUGAUCAUUAUGUUCAGCCUCAGAUUACAAAGAAUCUUUCUAACUCGAGUGAUCUUUUUGCUGCAACACCUACUAAUCAAGGGAAGCGUCAACGUGAAGAAGAUGAUGAUGUGUUUGGAGAUGAGCCAGACUACAAAAGAUUUAAAAAUGAUUAAGGUUUGUAAAAAU